AUGCCAGACGCAGACGCUUUAGCGACAUCUGCCGAUCCAACAAUCAAAAAGAAGAAAAAGGCCCCAAACUUUGAUGAACCUACAGCAUCAGCUACGUCUCAAGACAUUCCAUCCGCUGAUAUAAAACCAAAGAAGAAGAAGAAGAGCACUGCUACUGACGACACUCCAGCUGCUGAAGAUGCUACACCUACCGCCGUCGAUGAUGAGUUCGCGGGACUUAAGAAAAAGUCAAAGAAGCCUAAAGCGGAUGCAAUUACUGCUGCUGAUGGUGAAGCUGUUGCGAGUGAGGCUGCAGCGGCUGCUGAUGACUUUUCGGGUUUGAAGAAGAAAAAGAAAAAAGUCAAGGCCGAAGAAGGCACUGACGCCGCAGCAGCUCCAUCAGACGCCGUCCCAGCAGACGACUUUGACUUUGGAAAGAAAAAGAAGAAGAAACGUCCUGAUAUCAAGGACUUUGAAAAACAGGAAGAAGGUGCUGAUCAUGAAGAAGAUGGCGCUCAUGCUGCCGGUGAAGCAUCAGCUGCUGUAGAUGAAGAUGGAGGUGCUGAAGAAAUCCAAAUUGGUGAAGCUCCUGCCGAAGAAUCGAGUAUAUUAAAGGAUGUGGGCGAGACUUGGUUGGGUACUGAUAGGGAUUAUUCGUAUCCUGAGUUACUAUCACGAGUCUUCCGAAUCAUCCGACAAAACAAUCCUGAAUUGGCUGGUGAGAAGAAACGAUAUACUAUUGCUCCACCUCAAGUUGCAAGAGAAGGAACGAAAAAGACUGUGUUUGCGAACGUCGCUGAUAUUGCUAGGAGGAUGCGUCGAACUCCUGAUCACCUUGUACAAUAUCUAUUUGCUGAAUUGGGUACAACUGGAUCUGUCGAUGGUCAAGAACGAUUGGUCAUUAAGGGCAAAUUCGUUCAAAAGCAGAUUGAAACUGUCUUGAAGAGAUAUAUUGUCGAAUACGUAACAUGCAGGAAUUGCAAGUCAGCCGACACGAAUCUAAGUAAAGACAACCGUCUCUUCUUUUUGAACUGUCAAUCAUGUGGUUCUAGUCGAUCUGUAUCUGCCAUCAAGACUGGUUUUGUUGCUCAAACUGGAAAGAGAGCUGCUCAAAGAGCUGCUACGCAACCUUAG
Molecule: messenger RNA, 1113 nt
Organism: Synchytrium microbalum
Lineage: Eukaryota; Fungi; Chytridiomycota; Chytridiomycetes; Synchytriales; Synchytriaceae
Exons: 6
Coding region: 1-1113 (370 amino acids)
Biological process (GO): translational initiation; formation of cytoplasmic translation initiation complex; formation of translation preinitiation complex
Cellular component (GO): eukaryotic translation initiation factor 2 complex
Molecular function (GO): translation initiation factor binding; mRNA binding; translation initiation factor activity
Source: RefSeq, a predicted model, not a curated record